GUUAAAUUGAAAAAAACGGAAACUAGGAUUUAUCCAUGUUUACUGUUUUCACCGUAAACAUUUAAACAGGGCAAUGUACCGUGAUGUUGUGUCUUCUGUUGUGUCAGUAGAGAGGACGCGGUACAUUCCUGAUAACUGUUACUGACCGACGUUGACAAGUGAACAAAUUUGGGUUUACUUAACUAUUUUGUGGUUUAUACUAUCCCCGUGCAUUCAUGAUGGCCUUAUGCUAGACAGGAAAUAAUGCCCAAAACAAAGAAUAGUAUUGUUUUAUGUAGAGUGAGAUUGCAAUAUUUUCGACGCGUGUUGGGGCGAGGGACGGGACAGGCUGGGGAACAGUAAGGAUCAGUACAGUGUUAAGGGCAGCUGGUGAGAGUCCACACUCGCGGAGGACCUUGAUCAUGAGGAGUAAAACAUGGUGUUUCAUGGUGCUUUUCCUGACGGCGAUCGGGGGAGGUUCUAGCGGCGCUGCACCUCCGCCUCAAGGUCAACCUCACCUCGUCCUAAUUGUCGCUGACGACCUGGGCUGGAACGACGUCUCUUGGCACAACCCUCAAGUGCUCACCCCCCAUCUGGAGAACCUCGCCCGAACUGGGGUCAUCCUCGAACAGUCUUACGUCCAGCCCAUCUGCACGCCGACGAGGUCUGCGCUUCUCACGGGGCGCUACCCUUUCACGCUGGGUAGACAGCAUGGUGUAUUGUGGCCGAAGGAACCCACGGGCCUCACCCUGAAAGCCACUCUCCUUCCAGAGUCUCUGAAGAAAGUGGGUUAUUCCACUCACGCCGUUGGCAAAUGGCAUCUAGGAUUCUGCAGCUGGCGCUACACCCCAACCAGGAGGGGCUUCGACACCUUCUACGGCUACUACACGGGCGCCGAGGACUACUUCCACCACUUCCGGCUUCAAAUGGGCCGGAAGGAAAUGCCAAACUUCGUGAAGUAUCCGUCUCAUAAAACGAAAAAAGGCACCAGGUUUGGCUACGACUUCAGGAAUAACACGACACCGGACUUGAGUGUGGAUGGAACUUAUUCCACGUACGCUCUCUCAUCCUACGUGGAGAAUCUUUUGGCGUCUCGGAGUCCUAGAGAUCCUAUGUUCCUGUACCUGCCCUUCCAGAGCGUCCACUCUCCCCUGCAGGUCCCUGAGAACUACACGCGUCCCUAUUGGCACAUCAAGCACAAGGAUCGCAGAACAAAGCUCGGUAUGGUGACUGCCAUGGACGAGGCGAUCGGGCGGGUGGUGGCGGCGCUCAAGUCUUCUGGGCACUACAAUAACUCCGUUAUCGUGUUUACGACUGAUAACGGCGGGCCAACCGUGAGCGCCGGGAACAACUGGCCUCUGAGGGGGAACAAGUCAACGCUCUGGGAAGGAGGCACAAGGGGCGCCGCCUUUGUGCACUCGCCUCUCCUGCAGAACCCCGGCACCGUCUCCCAUAAACUAAUUCACGUGACGGACUGGUACAAGACCUUCAUGGGACUGGCAGGCGGAGAGGCCCCCAAGGACACGGACGGGUUCGACCAGUGGGCUGCGCUCGACGGUCUCUCCAAAUCCCCCAGAACACAUAUGAUCUACAACAUCGACAACACCACAACUUUUAGCGCAGGCAUAAGGUAUGGCGACUACAAAUUACUAGUUGGCAACCCCGGACCCGGAGAGUGGACGCCACCUCCUGAAGACGCUCAGGACACAAACUCUACCCUCUUUCACCCCACCCCUAACCCCACGGGAGAUCAUCCGGGCGUUCAAGACGUAGUUUCCACACGCACGAACCACACUCACUUAACAGCUCUCAACGCCAGCAAUAUCCUAGAAGGAGCUGUCGACGUGGCUCCUGGGGGUAAUGGCAUCCUUUUUAUCGUAAAUAACAGUACAACUAACAACUGGAACCCUCGGCUGAACAACAACGGUCCGUCUGAGUAUAACGACGAGGAAGAGGAACGAGAGGGAAAGGAAGAGGAGGAGGAGAAGGUGGUGGAGAAGGAGGAGAAAGAGGAGGAGGAGGAGAUGGUGAUAGAGGAGGAAGAUGAAGAAAAUGAGGAAGAAGGAGACGAAGAGGAGAAAGAGCUGGAAGAAAAGGCGGAAAAGAAUGAAAAGAAGGCAGAAGAAGAAGAGGAGGAGAAAGACUUACAAGAAGACAGAAGCGAAGAGGAGGGAGAAUACGACACGGAAAAGAGUGAGAAGAAAUAUAAAGGCGCGAGCGAAUGCCUUUCCGCGAGGGAGUUCGUGGAUUCACUGCUUGCCACCGAACAGAUCAGACUCUUCAACUUAGAGCUCGACCCAAACGAACGCACGGACAUCGCCGCUAGCAAACCCGACGUCGUGAAGCUCCUGAUGGCCCUCCUUCUGCAGGAGAUGGACACCCGCUAUGUGGACGCCGACCUGCUCCCCAACGACCCUCGCGCUAAUCCUAAAUACUGGCAUAAUUUCUGGUCGCCUGGAUGGUGCAAGGCCAAGUGAAUCCGGAGAGAGGGACGGAUUGUUGUUAAAAGAAAACGGGAAAAUUGAUGUGAAUAUCGGGGGGGGUGGGGAGUUAAUGGUUUGAAUUUUUAUUUGUUUUUGUUAUUAUUGUUAUUGUUAUUAUUAUUAUU
Messenger RNA from Penaeus chinensis, 2587 nucleotides. Its product is annotated as arylsulfatase B-like. The coding region runs from base 402 to 2456 and encodes 684 amino acids. The transcript has 13 exons. The record is from RefSeq and is a predicted model, not a curated record. Lineage: Eukaryota; Metazoa; Arthropoda; Malacostraca; Decapoda; Penaeidae.